AUGUAAAAUCCAUAUUAAUCACUUGGUUUAUCAGAAGAUGCUACUCUAACUUAAAUUAAAGAAUAGUAUAGAGAAUUGUCAAAAGUUUUUCAUCCUGAUAAAUAAAGUUAAGAGAAUUAUAAUUUAAGUGUGGAGACUUUUGAAAAAAUAGAUUAAGCAUAUAAAAUUAUUGGAAAUGAGUUUAAUAAACUAGUUUAUGAUAACUUUGGAUUUGCUGGAGUUACAUUAGUUAUGGAAAAUAAGUAACAUUUUGAGUUGAUUGAAUAUAAAUUUCAUUAAGGGAAUGAUGUAAUUGAAGAGAUUAGAGUUUAAUUAUUGCUAAUUAAAUUGGAGGAAGAUGAAUUAAAUUCAUACUCUACUUUGAAAUAAUUUUCAUGUGAAGCUGCAUUCUAAAAUACAUUGAUAUGUACCACAAAUAAAAUUUAAUAAACUGCAUUUAUAUCUUAAAUUUUAUAAUUACCUCGUUGGUAAUAGUUUGAAUUUUCUUUGAAAUCAGAAAUAUAAUUGUUAAUAUAUAAUAAGUAAGAAAUAGAAUUUAGUGAUAACUAUUUAGUUACAGCAUUAAGUUUAAAUUUACCUUUAAUUCAUGGUUGUGGUUUAGAAAUUUAAUAAAAAUUAUCAGAUUUUCAAAUUGAUUAAAUUAUAUUUAAAAAAAAAAUCUCUUUUGGAGAGGUUCACAUAAGUGCAAAAAAUCAUGAUGAUAGCUGGUAACCUUAAAUUAUUGCUGCAAUAGGAUAGGAUUAAUCUUUAGUUUAAAUUACUUUGCAUGCUCAAGAAAAAUAGUUACAUUUUGAUAAAUAACUUACAGAGAGACUUUCACUUUAAGGAUAAAUUACACUAAAUAAUUAUAGACUUUAUUUAUAGUAUUAGGUAGCGAAAGAAUAAAAUUAUGAAUCAACAUAUAAAUUAUGUUAUUAUAAAAAUGGAAAAAAAUCUCUAUUUUUAUUAACAAGUGAUUUUAAAGCUUAAUAUUCUCAUAUAAGAUUCGAUUGGUAAAGUAGUAUUUCUGAAAACAAUUAAUUGACAGUAUUAUUUGCAUUAAGAAAGUUUAAUUCAUCGAUUCGUUUCCCUUUUUCAUUUUAAGUUAAGAGUUUAAAAUCUUUAUUAUUUUGGAUGCUUGGACCACAAAUACUUCCCUUAAUUUGGAGAAAGAAUUGGUUAAAUCCUUGGAUUGAUUUACAAAAGAAAAAAAGAGCACUUUAUCUAGAAAAAUUAGAUGAGUAUUAAAAAUUUAAUUAAGAAACCAGAUAAAAUAUUUCAUAAGGAGAUAAUUACUAAAAAUUCUUAAAAUUCGAAACUGAAUAAAAGUAUGAAUUUUUAGUACAUAUAUAGUGGCCUUGUUAUUACAUUAGCAUAUGUUGGUGAAUAAGGAGACAUAAAUUAAUUUAUAUAGAGUAAGGUUCCAAAUAAAUUUUUAUGUGAUAUCAAGGAACCUUUAUAAGCAGAAAUACUAGAUAGUGGAUUAUUUAUACCUUCUAAAAGUCUUGAUAAAUUGGAUGGAUUUUUCAAAAUUACAAGCAAAAAGUAUUUAUACAUCAUAAUUUUAAGGAAUUCUUCUCAUUAUUGGGGAUACAUUGAAUAUAUUUAUAAAGGGAAAGUGGGAAGUUAAAAAUGGAAUUGGUCUGAACCUUUAUCAAUAGGAAAUGUAUGUAAAUAAAAUCAGAAUUCUAUUAUUGAAACUAUUUUGGAAUUUAUAUAUAAAUGA
Molecule: messenger RNA, 1705 nt
Organism: Paramecium sonneborni
Lineage: Eukaryota; Ciliophora; Oligohymenophorea; Peniculida; Parameciidae
Source: the annotation of a GenBank genome assembly